AUGUCCUUCUCCAAUCUCGUCUCCGAUAUCGCCUUCCGAGACUCCAAUGUCGAUGAUCGCAGCUCGCAAGUCUCCCGGGCUCGCUCCCAACCCACCGCUAGAUCCUACACCAGCACGACAGCAACCAGUGUCAGCAUCUCCGGCGACAUCUCGAGCCAAUUACACUCGGGCUACAGCCACCCGUUGAGCAGAUCAUGGCAAGCCGAAAGACAACUAACAAAGGACAUGCUCAUAUACCCGUUGUUCAUCACCGACAAUCCCGACGAGGCGACCCCCAUUCCGUCCCUUCCGAACCAAUACCGCUGGGGAAUCAACCGCCUGGUACCUCUCUUAACCCCGCUUGUCCGGAAAGGCCUGCGGUCCGUGAUUCUAUUCGGAGUCCCACUGCAUCCAUCCUCGAAAGACGCGCUGGGAACCGCCGCAGAUGACCCGGAAGGCCCUGUCAUCCAAGCUAUCCGUCUUCUUCGAUCUCGUUUCCCGCAUCUCUACAUCGUGACCGACGUGUGCCUUUGCGAAUAUACAUCCCAUGGCCAUUGCGGAAUCCUUCGUGAAGACGGCACACUUGACAAUGAGCAAUCGGUCGACCGCAUUUCCGACGUCGCCAUGGCUUAUGCAGCAGCGGGGGCACACUGCGUUGCGCCCUCAGACAUGAACGAUGGCAGGGUGCGGGCCAUUAAGCUCAAAUUGAUUGAAGCCGGAGUGGCGCACCGCGUGCUCUUGAUGUCAUACAGUGCAAAAUUUAGCGGCUGUCUAUACGGCCCAUUCAGGGAUGCGGCAGGGUCUUGUCCAUCAUUCGGCGACCGUCGGUGCUACCAACUGCCCCCCGGGGGCCGGGGUCUCGCUCGACGGGCAAUCCAGAGAGAUAUGGCGGAAGGCGCCGAUAUUAUCAUGGUGAAGCCGGCAAGCAGCUACUUGGACAUCAUCCGGGAUGCCAAGGACCUGGCCAAGGAUCUCCCAGUUGCGGCAUACCAGGUCAGUGGCGAAUUUGCCAUGAUCCACGCUGGUGCCAAAGCUGGGGUGUUUGACCUCAAAGCAAUGGCCUUCGAGAGCACUGAGGGAAUUCUGCGAGCAGGGGCAGGGAUCGUGAUCAGUUACUUCGUGCCGGAGUUCUUGGAUUGGCUCUAG
This is a messenger RNA of Penicillium lagena, 1125 nucleotides long. RefSeq names its product porphobilinogen synthase HEM2. Gene Ontology annotation, cellular component: cytosol. Gene Ontology annotation, molecular function: porphobilinogen synthase activity; zinc ion binding. The coding region runs from base 1 to 1125 and encodes 374 amino acids. Lineage: Eukaryota; Fungi; Ascomycota; Eurotiomycetes; Eurotiales; Aspergillaceae. Gene Ontology annotation, biological process: heme biosynthetic process. The transcript is spliced from 2 exons. The record is from RefSeq and is a predicted model, not a curated record.